Molecule: messenger RNA, 3325 nt
Organism: Helianthus annuus (common sunflower)
Lineage: Eukaryota; Viridiplantae; Streptophyta; Magnoliopsida; Asterales; Asteraceae
Product: cytochrome b561, DM13 and DOMON domain-containing protein At5g54830
Exons: 2
Coding region: 191-2938 (915 amino acids)
Source: RefSeq, a predicted model, not a curated record
ACUUCCAUUCAAAAAAUUCAUCUUUUUCUCUCAAUGGCCAACUUCCAGAGCCGCCCAACUCCGGCGAUCACAACGGUACGACGUCGUUUCCAUAUCUCAAUCCCAUCCUUCUCCCCCAUUACAAUCUUUAACAACACCCUUUUCAAAUCAUAAAAAACCCACCUCAGAUCUCAAAUAUCUCAUCAUAUUAAUGGCAAAUGCACAAUCUUUUUCAUUAAUUUCAUUCCAUUUCCUCAUACCCAUGAUCAGUAUCUUCAGUUUAUCCGUAUCCAGUCGCCAUUCGAUACCGAAUUGCCCGAAAACCAACACAUCUGUGAUCAAUUUCACAAGUGAAUUCGUUAUGUGUCAGCAUCAGGUUAGAGGAUCAUUUAGUGUAAUAAAUGACUGUGCUUUUAAGGUUAAAGAUUUUGAUAUGAUCAAUGGGGGUUCUGAUGUGUAUUGGUGGGGUGCUGUUGGUGAUUCUUAUAAGAAUUUAACAAAUGGGUAUGUCAUAUCUGAUGAGAAACUGAAUGCUACUAGUUAUAAAAACGAGAGCUUUAUCGUUAAGUUAUCGAAGAAUGUUACAUGGGAUGAUGUUAAGGUUGUUGCUGUUUGGAAAAAGUCAUUGGAAUCUGAUUUUGGGCAUGUUGUGUUGGAGGAGAAGACGGAUUCUCCAACGUCUCCAGCGCCUUCCCCUGCGCCGUCGGAUGUUAAGUUUAACGGUAGUUCGGUUGUUAAGGUUGUCGGGGAGCCUACGAUGUUCGAUAACUGUAAGGUUUUGUCGGAUAAAUAUAGGUUGAGAUGGACAGUGAGGUUGGAGAAUAAUGUUAUUGAUAUUGGGCUCGAGGGGGCGAUUGAUAUUCGGGAUUAUAUGGCAUUUGGGUGGGCCGACCCGUUUAAGGAAAACGAUCAUAUGCUUGGUGCUGACGUGGCGGUGACGGGGUUUACCGAAAAGGGACACCCUUUUGUGGAUGAUUAUCAUAUUACUAAGUAUAGUGAGUGUAUGACUAACAAGAAUGGUAAGGCGGAGGGCGUGUGUCCCGACACUAUGUAUGUUGAGUCGGAUGAUCGUCGUGAGCGUGAUUUGGUUAACAACACGAUGUUGGUUUACGGGCAUAGGAAAGAUGGUGUUUCGUUUAUUCGGUAUCAAAGACCGUUGAAAUCUAUUGAUAAAAGGUAUGAUUGGAACAUUAAUGUUAAAAAGAACAUGACUUGUAUAUGGGCUUUAGGUUUUAUUAAACCGCCUGAUUCGAUUCGACCUAAUUACCUUCCGGAAAACCACGGCAAGACUUACGGUCAUGUUCACAUUAACGUUUCCGAGCGUGUGAACGAUUGUUUGGGCCCGCUUGAUAACAAAAAUAAGCAAGAUCAAGAACUUGUGAUUGCCGAUGAAAUGGAACCGCUUGUUGUUACUUCCGGGCCGGGCUUACAUUACCCGAACCCUCCAAACCCGUCAAAGGUUUUAUAUAUUAACAAAAAAGAAUCUCCUCUUUUACGGGUCGAAAGAGGGGUCCCGGUUAAGUUUUCGAUACAAGCGGGUCAUAAUGUGGCGUUUUAUAUCACGUCUGAUCCGCUUGGUGGGAAUGUGACAUCAAGAAACCGGUCUGAGACGAUUUAUGCAGGUGGGCCUAAGGCCCACGGGGUGAAGUCCAAGCCCAAGGUGUUAGAAUGGGCCCCCAACCGAAAUACUCCGGGUCAAGUCUACUAUCAGUCUUUUUUCACCCAAAAAAUGGGCUGGAAAGUUCAGGUAGUCGAUGGAGGUCUAACCGAUAUGUAUAACAACAGUGUUCUUUUAGACGAUCAACAAGUUUCGUUCUUUUGGACACUUUCGAAAAAGUCGAUAUCCAUUGCAGCCCGAGGUGAAAAGAAAAGUGGGUAUCUAGCAAUCGGGUUCGGGUCAAAAAUGGUGAACAGUUUCGCUUAUGUGGGUUGGGUUGACGCUAACGGCAAGGGCCAUGUUAAAACGUAUUGGAUCGAUGGAAUGAACGCGCAAAGUUUGCAUCCAACGAAAGAACACUUGACAUACGUAAGAUGCAAAUCCGAACGAGGGAUCAUCACGAUGGAAUUCACCCGUCCGUUGGAUCCAAACUGUGACGGAGAUAAAAAGAUCGAAUGUAAAAACAUCGUAGAGCCCACGUCGCCUUUUCCGAUUAUUUGGGCCAUGGGGGCUAAAUGGUCUUCAGACCAUUUGACCCAAAGCAAUAUGCAUUCAGUAACAAGUAAUAAACCGGUUAGAGUUUCGCUUAUCUACGGCUCAGCCGAGGUUGAGGAGGAUUUACGGCCCGUGUUGGCAGUACACGGGUUUAUGAUGUUCCUCGCGUGGGGUAUGUUUCUUCCGUGUGGGAUCUUGGCUGCACGUUACAUGAAACAUGUGGACGGUGAUGUUUGGUUCAAGAUUCAUGUUUACACUCAAUGGUCGGGUUUAACGAUUACUUUUCUAGGGAUUCUUUUCGCUGCUGCCGAGCUUCGGGGUUUACAUAUAAACUUAUUACAUGUAAAAAUUGGGAUCUUGACUGUAAUCUUGGGUUGCAUACAACCGAUUAACGCAUACAUAAGACCUAAAAAAGGCGACGUUGGUGAAGAACCAUCGCCCCAACGAAUAUUUUGGGAAUAUAUACACGCGUAUUGUGGAAGACUUGCGGUUUUUGUUGGCGUUUUUGCUAUUUUUAGUGGGAUGAAGCAUUUAGGGGAUAGAUACGAUGAUGAAAACGUUAGGGGGCUAAUGCGCGCGUUAGUAGUUUGGAUUUUGGCGGGUGUUUUGACCGUUUUAUAUUUGGAAUACAGACGGAAACGACAUUUAAGACAGCGAAUUUUCGGGUUAGGUAAUUGGGUUUUGGGUGAUGAUGUAGAUGAAGAAACUGAUCUUUUACGGCGAGACAGAAUACAUGGAGUAAAUGUGGAUAAACUCGCGCUUCCUUCAGAAAGAUCGGAAAUUCAGCUUGAACCUUUGAGCACAUAAAAGUUUAAAAAACCGGGCAUUUUUUUUCAGAAAAACAUCCGGGCGGUCUUUCAAGAAUAUUUAAAAAAACGGGCGUUUUUCAAGCGAUGAAGGCUUCUUGAUUCAACUCAUGAAGCAUAACUGACUUCUGGAGAGAUAAAAUGAUAUCUCAUGUGCUCUUUCUAGCUGUGUAGUGCACAUUUUUUCUAUUGCCGGUCAACUUAGUUCUCUAGGUAAUAGACUCUUUUCGUACGGAUGGUUUCUUCUAUGGAGCAGUAUUUAUUUCCGUCUAUCGGAUACUUGAUGUUUUAUCCUUGCUAGUUUUGAUGUAGUAGUCGUAUGUUGUUAAUAAAGAUUACCAUUACUUUGAAUGUUCGCGUUCAUGUUGCAUUUUGCUAUAAAAAUAAC